Cuscuta europaea is the source of this 3277-nucleotide messenger RNA. The record is from the annotation of a GenBank genome assembly. NCBI's taxonomy places the organism in Eukaryota, Viridiplantae, Streptophyta, Magnoliopsida, Solanales, Convolvulaceae.
GCCGUGUACACAUGGACACACGUGUGUAAAAACCAAAAGAAACAACGUUAACGUAUAUUUCCAGCCGACGCUUAGCUGGAGGAAGCACCACCCCUCCCUCCCUCCUUUCCUCCUUCCUUCUGGCGGUUUCCACCUGUUCACACUCUCUCCGCCGUGCUGAGGAAGAACCUCACCGCACGCCAUUGUACUUUUGACUUUUCUCCAAGGGAGGGAGCUGCCGAGAUGCACAGCACUUCCGUCCUGGUUCUCUUCAUAUUUUUUCUUUCUUUUGCACACCGGCCGGCAUCAUCGGCCGCCGCAGGCUCUGCUUCCAACCGGCGCGUUCUCCACCAGCCCCUUUUCCCUGUGGAUUCCCCUCCCGCCCCUUCGCCUCCUUCAUCUUCCACUCCCGAGUUCCCUUUCACUUCUCCUGCCCCUCAGAGCGCUCCUUUCUUCCCGCCUUCUCCGCCUGCUUUCGCUUCCUCCCCCGUGAACUCAACUUUACCGAGCAUUCCUCUCUCUCCAAAAUCAAAUUCACCGUCGUUAAAGCUAAUCGCCACCAUCGCCGCUUGCGUCGCUGCCGUCGCAGCCGCUAUUGCCCUCUCUGUCGCCGGCUUCCUCCAUUUCCGGAAGAGGAGACGCCCUUACUCUCCAAGUGACUAUAAAACACGUAGAUCCGGUUUUAGUAAUCGAUUGAAUAGUGGUAAUAAUGCAGGUUCUGGUCAAGGGGCUAACUCUCCCGCCAUUCUCGACAGGCCAACACUACCCAGUACGGAGUUUCUAUACUUGGGCACUGUUGUCAACUCGAAUGGAGGAAUCGAAUCCCAGGCCCUUCAAAAUCAUCCGAUAAACAUUGCAGGUGGCGCUGGAACUCCGAGAAUGGUGGAUUCGCCGGAGCUCAUGCCGUUGACGCGGCUUCACGGACAGGGAUCCAGGCAGAACUAUUCGAUCGCAGGGCGGACUUCAGUCGCAGAUGGAGGAGGGAGUGAUAAGUUUUACAACCCGACGGUAGGAUCGUCGAUGACAAUUGGAUCUGCUUCCAGGAGUGCUUUGACUCCUAUUGAGCCCGAAAAUGGCGGUGGUGGGUCCACGUCAUCUUCAUCAUCAGAUUCUUCAUCUAGUUUGGGUUCGGGUUCAGGCUCGGCCAGGAGGUCUGUCUCUCUGAGCAUUUCUCCGCCACCCAGCUUAAGCCCUAAAGACUCUAUUCCCAAGUCGCCUGAAUUGGUUGCUGUACAAAUCACUCCUCCAGUUCCAGCACCAUCUUUUCCGUCGCACUUUCAGACGCAAUUGGCGGAUGCAAGGAAUUCUCAGUCAUCAUCGCCGGCCAGUUCUUCCUCGUCCGGAAGAGAUGCCUCUCCUAGAAUAUCUGGAAUUUGGGAUAAAAAGCUACCAUCUCCUGCUAAAAUAAGCAGUCCCAGUUUGGAUUCUCCAGUGAGAUUGGGCAACAGUAGUGUGGAAUCUCCGGCAAGUUUCAAGACCCCUUCUGCUUCACCACCUGCUGCUCCACAUGCGCCGGCACCACCCCCAUCUGUGCCAGCACCACCUCCACGGGUGAAGCGAAUAGAAAAUCUAAUUGCUCCAGUCCCUCAAUCCCAAAGGAUGAUCUCUGAAUUGACUCCAUUAAUGCCAACAACAACUAAGAGUGGAGAAGUGUUCUCCAGUAAAAAUGUUCAAAAAAAUGAGGUGACUACAAAACCAAAACUGAAGCCACUUCAUUGGGAUAAAGUGAGAGCAAGCUCUGACCAUGAAACAGUGUGGGAUCAUCUGCAAUCAAGCUCAUUCAAGGUGAAUGAGGAGAUGAUUGAGUCAUUGUUUGUUGUUAAUGCUCCAAAUUCAAAGGCAAAUGGAAAAGCCCAACACUCUGUUAUUCCCUCUUCGAGCCAAGAGCAUAGGGUUCUUGAUCCAAAGAGGGCGCAGAACAUUGCAAUCUCACUGAGGGCCCUAAAUGUCACCAUUGAGGAAGUAUGUGAAGCUCUUUUAGAAGGAAAUGUUGAUACCCUUGGGACUGAGCUUCUUGAGAGUUUGUUAAAGAUGGCCCCAUCUAAGGAGGAAGAGCGCAAGCUUAGAGAGUAUAGAGAAGACGAUGAUUCACCUACCAAGCUCGGACCAGCUGAGAAAUUUCUCAAGGCAGUGCUUGGUGUACCUUUUGCAUUUAAAAGAGUAGAUGCAAUGCUCUACAUUUCAAAUUUUGAGUCUGAGGUUGACUAUCUCAAAAAGUCGUUUAAAACUCUCGAGGCUGCAUGCGAGGAGUUGAGAAGCAGCAGGAUGUUCUUAAAGCUUUUAGAAGCUGUUCUGAAAACUGGGAACCGGAUGAAUGUUGGGACAAAUCGUGGGGAAGCACACGCAUUCAAGCUUGACACUCUCCUCAAGCUAGUCCACGUCAAAAGUGCUGAUGGUAAAACCACACUCUUGCAUUUCGUCGUCCAGGAGAUCAUAAGAAGCGAAGGUGCCAAACUUUCUUCUGCAAACAAGGACGAAACCUCAUCAGCUGUCGACCAUCACGAUGCAAAAUUCCGGAAGCUCGGCCUCCAGGUGAUUUCCAGAAUCUCUUCAGAGCUAACAAACGUCAAGAAAGCCGCUUCCAUAGAUUCAGAAAUCCUGCACGGAGACGUUCUAAAGCUUUCCAAAGGGAUUUUGAAGAUUGCAGAAGUUAUAAGGUUGAACGAAGGUAAUAUGGACAUAAAGUUCUCAGAGUCCAUGAAGAGGUUCACGAAUGUGGCAGAAGAGGAAGUUAUAAGACUCCAGGCACAAGAAAGCGUUGCUUUGUCUCUGGUGAAGGAGAUAACUGAGUACUUCCAUGGGGAUUCAGCUAAAGAAGAAGCUCACCCUUUCAGGAUCUUCAUGGUGGUGAGGGAUUUCCUGGUAACGCUUGAUCGUGUGUGUAAAGAAGUUGGGGUGAUAAAUGAGCAGUCAGUUAUUAUCAGUUCUGCUAAUAAAUUUCCAGUUCCUGUUAAUCCCAUGCUGCAACCAGUUAUUAGUGGGUGCAUUGGGAGAGGGCAGUCCAGUUCUUCUUGUGACAAAUAACAACAGCCUAACCUUUUGAUUACUAUUUAUUCGUAUAUUCUUUUCCCACUUGGGCUUAUAUGAACCAUAUAACCUCAGCUAAAAUGUGCAUUUACUUUUUAGGAAUUUUGUAGUUAAUCUUCUUCAAAGUUGUAUAAUGUAAAAAUUAAAAUAAUUAAAUAUUAUUGUCAUCAUACAUGUAAAAGAGAGCUGAUAUUCUUUGUACCUGUGAAUGUGCUCCUACUUCUAAAACGUUGCUGGAUAAAUCAGUUAUUAAGUUUUAUUUAGAGUCCGU